Rhinolophus ferrumequinum (greater horseshoe bat) is the source of this 3432-nucleotide messenger RNA. RefSeq names its product cytochrome P450 2U1. Gene Ontology annotation, cellular component: cytoplasm; intracellular membrane-bounded organelle. NCBI's taxonomy places the organism in Eukaryota, Metazoa, Chordata, Mammalia, Chiroptera, Rhinolophidae. The transcript is spliced from 5 exons. The record is from RefSeq and is a predicted model, not a curated record. Bases 210 to 1841 code for a protein of 543 amino acids. Gene Ontology annotation, molecular function: heme binding; iron ion binding; oxidoreductase activity, acting on paired donors, with incorporation or reduction of molecular oxygen, reduced flavin or flavoprotein as one donor, and incorporation of one atom of oxygen. Gene Ontology annotation, biological process: xenobiotic metabolic process.
CGAGCGCGUCCCCGUUUCCGCACGCGCUUCGCUGGUUAGGGGAGGUGGGGAGAAAGCGGGGAGCGCAGCCAAUCCAGUGCGCCCUCCGCCGCACCUCCCGCCCCAGGCUCCGCGUUCAGGCCUCAGGCCGCAGCCCCGCGCCUCCCUCUGCGCGCACUCUCCCGGGACAGCGGCAAGAACGACAGGUUUAGGUUGCUGUCGCACAGAUCAUGGCCUCUGCGUCGCCCCAGGCCCCCGCCGAGGGCUUGCCCUGGCCUCUGAGUCUCCUGCCGGCGCCCCUAGGGCUGCUGCGGCUGGACCCCACCGGCGGCGCGCUGCUGCUGCUCGGCCUGGCCGCGCUGCUCGGCUGGAGAUGGCUAUGGCGAUGCCGGGCGCUGGGCAUCCCCCCGGGGCCCAAGCCCUGGCCGGUGGUGGGCAAUUUCGGCUUCGUGCUGCUGCCGCCCUUCCUGCGUGGGAGGAGCUGGGUGCACCGGCAGGCGAGGGAGGCAGGCAUGGACCCCUCCAGCAUGGGCGCGCAUGUGUUGCUGGCCGAGCUAGCCCGUGUGUACGGCAACAUCUACAGCUUCUACAUCGGCCAGCACCUGGUGGUGGUCCUCAACGACUUCCACAGCGUGCGCGAGGCGCUGGUGCAGCAGGCCGAGGUCUUCAGCGACCGCCCGCGGGUGCCGCUCAUCUCCCUCGUGACCAAGGAGAAGGGGGUUGUAUUCGCACGUUAUGGUCCAAUCUGGAGACAACAGAGGAAGUUCUCUCAUUCAACGCUUCGUCAUUUUGGCUUAGGGAAGCUUAGCUUGGAGCCCAAGGUUAUCAAGGAGUUCAGAUAUGUGAAAGAGGAAAUGCUAAAGCACGGGCAAGACCCUUUCAACCCCUUCCCCAUCAUCAACAACGCCAUCUCGAACAUCAUCUGCUCCCUGUGCUUUGGCCAGCGCUUUGAGUACACCAAUAAUGAGUUUAAGAAAAUGCUUCAUUUUAUGUCACGAGGGUUAGAAAUCUGUCUGAACACCCAGCUCCAGCUGGUCAAUAUAUGCUCCUGGCUUUAUUACCUUCCCUUUGGACCAUUUAAGGAAUUAAGACAAAUUGAAAAGGACAUUACCGCUUUCCUUAGAAAAAUCAUCAAAGACCAUCGACAGUCUCUGGAUGUUGAGAACCCUCAGGACUUCAUCGACAUGUACCUUCUCCAUGUGGAGGAAGAGAAGAAAAAUAACAGCAAUAGUAGUUUUAAUGACGAUUACUUGUUGUAUCUCAUUGGGGAUCUCUUCAUUGCCGGAACGGAUACCACAACUAACUCUUUGCUUUGGUGCCUUCUGUAUAUGUCACUGAACCCUGGCAUACAGGAAAAGGUUCACGAAGAAAUUGAAAGGGUCAUUGGUGCUGACCGAGCCCCUUCUCUCACUGACAAGGCCCAGAUGCCCUUCACAGAAGCCACCAUCAUGGAGGUGCAGAGGCUGGCUAUGGUGGUGCCGCUCUCCAUUCCUCAUAUGACCUCGGAGAAAACAGUGCUCCAAGGGUACACUAUUCCCAAAGACACAGUGAUAGUACCCAACUUGUGGUUAGUGCACAGAGACCCAGCCAUUUGGGAGAAACCUGAUGAUUUCUACCCUGAACGAUUUCUGGAUGAUCAAGGACAACUUAUUAAAAAAGAAACUUUUAUUCCUUUUGGGAUAGGGAAACGGGUGUGUAUGGGAGAGCAGCUGGCAAAGAUGGAAUUAUUCCUGAUGUUUGUGAGUCUAAUGCAGAGUUUCACAUUCUCUUUACCUAAGGAUUCAAAGAAGCCUAUCAUGACUGGAAGAUAUGGUCUAACUUUAGCCCCACAUCCAUUUAACAUAAUCAUUUCAAAGAGAUAAAGAGCAUCUCCAAGGAGAGAUGGUGAACAGAAUGUAAAUACAUAUCCUUCUAAAUAGAAUUUUCCUUCUACACUUGACAGCGGAUCCAGCAACUCAGGUUAGCUUCAGAUUAGCGAGAUCCUAGAAAGAGGGUAGAGCAUACAGCUUUUAUCUUGGAGGAUUCCUCAGGGGGAUACUUUAGCCAUUUUAGUAAUGCAUAUCUGAUUUAAGGGAUGGAACCGAAGUACUGGAUUGGGAAGCAGGAGAUCUAGAUUUUAUUCCCAAGGGCGUAUACCAAUGAGCAUUUCUUCUCAUCUCUCAGUGCCUUAGUCAUUUUGUAUGUAAAAAAACUUGGGUAACAAAACUUGGCCUUCUGUCUCUCAGCAUUAAUGAAGGUCAAAUGCCUCCUAGCUUUUCUGGCAUCACCAAAGCACUGUUAUGUUCUAGAGAACCAAUUCAGGAGUAGAAGAAAGACCUACCUGUUUAAGACCUGUGACAACAUCACAGUGGUGUUCAGACUUGAAUACUUUGUCAGGGAAGGAUGUGAGUUUAGGCUGUUAGAGCUUUUCUUGGCACAGAUCCCAUGUCAGUUUUGGGUGGUUUGUUUUGUUAAUCUUUUUAUGAUUUUAGUUUUUACUUUUUGUAGACAUGGGAGGAAGUGGACCCCGGUCCAGUAUGUUGAGAAAAACCUUAUUGUCUGAAUUUAUAUGUCUACCUUCUAUUUCAAGUAUAUAAAAAGUGAGCCUGGCUGAAAAAGUAGUAGCUUCAUGGUAGAAUUCCUUUCUGCUGAGUUUACUUGCAAAGAUGUAGCUCUCUACCUUUUGACUUGAGCCCUGAAUAAUAAGCCUGGGAAUUUUGUACUGGGAUUCAUCAGGAAAGGAUUCAGAUUGGACUGAACACUUCUUUCCUAUUCUCCCUGCCACCAAGCCUAAUGUAUCUCAUCCUUGAAUACUCUCAAAGACAAGAAGUCAUUCUUACUAAGAGAACUAAAUUGUUUCUUAAUAAAGAAGGCCCCUCUAGAAGGGCAGUUCUCAAGAAAGGUAAUGACCUCUUUCAGAGGGUGUUUGGAAAUGUGUGGGUGCACAAUGAUGGGGGUGCUACUGGCCUUUUGCUGCCUUGAGGCCAGGAUACUAAAUAUCUGAGCAGUUCUGUACAAUGAAGAAUUGUCCUGCCGAGUAUGCCAAUAUUUCUCCCAAUGAGAACAUACUCAAAAGAAUGACUAGCCUUUUCCUUUAUUCUCCCAUAGUACCCCCUCUUUAUAUAGAUGUACUCAUGAUAGUUAAUAUGAACAACUUUAUUGUUUAGCCUUUCUUUCUGCUUGCACCAUAUUUAAUGUUUGACUUGUAAGCUGACAUAAUUCUUACAGAGACUUAGAUGCCAUUUUGUAGCCGAUGAAGCUGAGGCUUAGAACUGUUAAGGGACCUAGUUGAAAGAUACCAUUGUUCAUUGCAAACCUGCUAGUCUUCGUGACUAGACAGUUCUUUCUAAAUCACUUCUCGGUAUUGCCACCUCUCGAUCCCAUAGCAGUCUAUGCCUCUGCACUUUCAAUAUGGCUAAAUGAAAUACAGGUUUAUCUUUAGGUGCCUUGAUAAUUUUUGUUAAUUAAAAAAAC